Molecule: messenger RNA, 2214 nt
Organism: Rhodamnia argentea
Lineage: Eukaryota; Viridiplantae; Streptophyta; Magnoliopsida; Myrtales; Myrtaceae
Product: scarecrow-like protein 3
Exons: 3
Coding region: 530-1954 (474 amino acids)
Biological process (GO): regulation of DNA-templated transcription
Cellular component (GO): nucleus
Molecular function (GO): sequence-specific DNA binding; DNA-binding transcription factor activity
Source: RefSeq, a predicted model, not a curated record
CCAAUAUUCGAAAUUGGAGAAGAAGCGAACCUGAAUGCAAAAGAAAUGAUCUUUCUGGAUUGGAACAAUUGAUUCCAGAAGAGGCUAGAGAGAGAGAGAGAGAGAGAGAGAGAGAGGGGGGGCUCUGGAUUUCAGAAAUUCCAUAUUCCUCUGAUCCUAACAAAAGACAACAAAACAAUGACGACAAACACAACCUCGUGCUUUGUCGCCAACGCAGCCAUGGAAAAGUUCUUCAAGACGACAGCUUUUAUUCCAAUUGGCUCGCUCUGCCAUAAAACCCUAGACACCCACAUAGCUCUUAAUGGACCUCCGGACCAAGAGCUAGAAGGAUGAGGUUUACUGGGUUAUCAAGUUCAGAAUUUUUCUUGGAGUCUUUUCUGGGUUUGUGACUAAUCAGAUUUCCCAGCUCAGUAACAUAUAUCUGCUGUUCUCCUCGAGCACUGACUCAAGAAGCAAGCAUCCAUCAACAUUUUAUCUGUGGUGCAGGUGAGGUCGUAAAUCCUCGUAACUCAAGGUUUUCCCAUCAUCAAUGGCGGGUAUGGUUCACGACGAGGGAUCAUCAUCUGUAACUUCAUCUCCCCUUCAGAUGUUCUCGUUGAUGUCACUUUCUCCUGGCAUAGGAUCACCAUACCCAUUGCUCAGGGAAGUUAGUCCUGAAGACAGAGGUUUGUGGCUGAUCCGUUAUCUUGUUGGCUGUGCUAACCUUGUCGCUGCUGGUAGUGUGGAGGAUGCUAAUCUUUACCUUGAGCAAAUCUCACAUCUUGCUUCUCCUGAUGGUGAUGCUAUGCAGCGAAUUGCUGCUUACUUCACUGAAGCACUUGCUGACCGGAUACUCAAAGGUUGGCCAGCCCUUCAUAAAGCCCUUAACUCGACAAAAAUAUCCCUAGUGUCUGAGGAAAUUCUUGUCAAGCGAUUGUUUUUCGAGCUUUGCCCCUUCUUGAAGCUUGCAUACGUAAUCACUAAUCAGGCCAUACUAGAAGCGAUGGAGGGGGAGAAGAUGGUUCACAUCAUCGACCUCAACUCAUUUGAGCCUGCUCAGUGGAUCAAUCUUCUUCAGUCACUAAAAGCUAGGCCAGAAGGCCCGCCUCACUUGCGAAUUACGGGUGUCAAUGAACAGAAAGAGGUUUUAGAUCAAAUGGCUUUUCGAUUGACUGAAGAAGCUGAAAAAUUGGAUAUCCCAUUUCAGUUCAAUCCUGUUGUCUGUAAGCUGGAGAAUCUUGAUCUAGAAAGUUUGCGUAAGACUGGUGAAGCACUUGCAAUUAGCUCUGUACUCCAGCUGCAUACCGUCUUGGCAGCUGAUGAUGAGACACAGCGAAGGACCUCGCCUUCUGCAUCCAAUAGUUCUAAUUCUAGUCAUCGACAGAGAGUGUUGCAUAUGAAGCAGCGCACUCUAGGAGAGUGGCUUCAGAAAGAGGUGGUCCCUUUAUAUUGUGCUAGUCCUGACUCAGCUUCGGCAUCUUCCCCAUUAUCUUGUAACCUGUCACCAAAGAUGGGGAGCUUCUUGACUUCUCUCUGGGGAUUGUCACCUAAGCUAAUGGUGAUUACUGAGCAAGAAUCAAACCAUAAUGGGGCUACCUUAAUGGAGAGAUAUGUGGACGCAUUGUACUUCUAUGGUUCCCUGUUUGAUUGUCUGGAGUCUACUGUUCCGAGAGCAUCAGUAGAGCGACAAAAGGUUGAGAAGCUGCUGUUCGGAGAGGAAAUUAAGAAUAUCAUUGCUAGCGAGGGCAUUCAGAGGAAGGAGAGACAUGAGAAGCUUGAGAAGUGGAUUUCGAGGCUUGAGUUAGCUGGGUUUGGAAAGGUGUCCUUGAGUUACAAUGGAUUGUUGCAAGCGGGGAUGUUGCUGCAGAGCUGUGGUUAUGACGGGUACAACCUAAAGGAAGAGAAUGGGUGCUUCUUCUUAUGUUGGCAUGACAAACCCCUGUUUUCAGUUUCAGCCUGGAGAUUUAAGAGGUAGAAAAUAAUAUUGUGGAAUUUGUGUGGGAGUUGUGUUAUUCUCUUUUCUUCUAUUAUUCCAAUUUUCUUUCAUAUUUUGUAUAAAGAACCUGAAGCUCUUCUUCCUCAGCACGUGCAUAGUGAGCCAGCGGAGAGAUUCCAAUUUACUCAUCUCUCUGCCAUAACUGUGUUAAAUUGUUUGCCCCUUUUGGUGGUAUCUGUAACUCCUUUUGCCCCUCGGUUGCAUCUGGCCAAUAUAUUGGCUCAUUUGGUCUUUAUUCA